AUCUGAUCGAUGAUCUGUAAGGCCUUGGCAGAGCCUUGGCCUAGUUGUCAUAGGCCGUUGUUGCAUGCGAACAGGCUGCAAGCUGAGCCGCGAAGAGAAAAAUGGAAAAGGUCAACUAGAUCGGUUAGUAUCCAACUUGAAGGGGCCGGAGCAAGGUGGGAAACGUAUCAGCUAAGAUUCAGCUUAAUUAGUAUAAAGGAUAGUGUUUCCUAUAAGUUUCCGCUAUUCAAGCGAUCUUCGCCUCCAGUUUCAUUCAAGUUAAUAAUCGCUCUUUCGCUCCUAAGCUAGAACACCAGGCGAAAUGGGGAUGAAGUACCGUCGUUAUCUGGCUGGCGAGCGCAUCUAUGGCUGCUCCAAGUGCAAGACCCAUCUUGCAACAAUCCACUCUAUGAUUUCACGAGCUUUCAACGGCCAACAUGGCCGCGCAUAUCUCUUCGAUGGAGUUGUUAAUGUCAUAGAAGGCGAACCAAAUGACCGCCAAAUGACCACAGGCAACCAUACUGUUCGGGAUAUUUAUUGCGUCAAAUGUGCCACCGUCCUCGGCUGGAAAUAUGAUCGUGCAUACGAACAAUCGCAGCAAUACAAGGAGGGCAAAUAUAUACUUGAGCGAAAUCUUCUCGUCGAUGUCCAGUAGCCUGAAGUGCCUCGGUCUUCCAUCUACCUGGCUACCACACAACUCCAACAACACGACGCACGAUUACAAGGACCCAACGGCACAUCAUAUUUGUCGACCAC
This is a messenger RNA of Suillus fuscotomentosus, 735 nucleotides long. RefSeq names its product Yippee/Mis18. Lineage: Eukaryota; Fungi; Basidiomycota; Agaricomycetes; Boletales; Suillaceae. The transcript is spliced from 5 exons. Bases 302 to 634 code for a protein of 110 amino acids. The record is from RefSeq and is a predicted model, not a curated record. Gene Ontology annotation, cellular component: ubiquitin ligase complex.